This is a messenger RNA of Mandrillus leucophaeus (drill), 3252 nucleotides long. It is a transcript of the gene ELP2, whose product is annotated as elongator acetyltransferase complex subunit 2. Gene Ontology annotation, biological process: tRNA wobble uridine modification. The record is from RefSeq and is a predicted model, not a curated record. NCBI's taxonomy places the organism in Eukaryota, Metazoa, Chordata, Mammalia, Primates, Cercopithecidae. Gene Ontology annotation, molecular function: protein binding. Gene Ontology annotation, cellular component: elongator holoenzyme complex.
AUCCGCUUUUCCGUGUGUUCGCCGACGCCGCGGGGGCGUGGCGCGGCCUAGCGCACUCUGAGCAGCUGGGGGGUCGUUUCCUCCAGGCCUUACUCGGUAGCCAGGGGCCCCGCGGCCAGCUGUGGCCGCUGCUGGGAGCCGGGUCAUAAGGGGUAGCGGGAUGUUUCUGACGCUGCCCUGGCACAUGAGUCCCGGGUCCUUCAGGGAGGGUCCCGAGCCACUCGGGUUUCGCUCUUGGGACAAAGGCCUGGCUCGUGCGCGGGGCGGGGCCACAGCCCCAGAAGAGAGCUAGCAGAGCGGCGGCUUUGCACAGGGGUUCAAGAGUGUGGUGGAGCCAGAGGGCCGCAGGGGGGCGGGGCUGCCUUCGUCUGGCCCUCGGCUGCCUGCGAAACGCGGACCGGGUGAUGCCCCAGGAGAAACCACUCUAGUAGUUCCGCUCGGAGGGCGGAAGUGCGCGUCUCAGUCUGUGCGGCUGACCAGUUAGCGACAUGGUGGCGCCCGUGCUGGAGACUUCUCACGUGUUUUGCUGCCCAAACCGUGUGCGGGGAGUCCUGAACUGGAGCUCUGGGCCCAGAGGACUUCUGGCCUUUGGCACGUCCUGCUCCGUGGUGCUCUAUGACCCCGUGAAAAGGGUUGUUGUUACCAACCUGAAUGGUCACACUGCCCGAGUCAAUUGCAUACAGUGGAUUUGUAAACAGGAUGGCUCCCCUUCUACUGAAUUAGUUUCUGGAGGAUCUGAUAAUCAAGUGAUUCACUGGGAAAUAGAGGAUAAUCAGCUUUUAAAAGCAGUCCAUCUUCAAGGCCAUGAAGGACCUGUUUAUGCGGUGCAUGCUGUUUACCAGAGGAGGACAUCAGAUCCUGCAUUAUGUACACUGAUCGUUUCUGCAGCUGCAGAUUCUGCUGUUCGACUUUGGUCUAAAAAGGGUUCAGAAGUAACGUGCCUUCAGACUUUAAAUUUUGGAAAUGGAUUUGCUCUGGCUCUCUGCUUGUCUUUUUUGCCAAAUACUGAUGUUACCUGGAAGACAGGCCAGGUGAAAAGAGGCAGGGCCUGGAAGCCACCAGCCUCUCUCACCCUCUGUAGCAGGAGCUGCAACUCCAUGGUUUCAUGUUGUUCCAUUUUGUGCAAGGCUCUGCAGAAGGGGAAGCUGCACACAUUGUGGCAUCAUAACAGAAUUUCAUUUCUUCCAUCUGCAUUCAGGCCAAUACCAAUAUUAGCAUGUGGCGAUGAUGAUUGCAGAAUUCACUUAUUUGCUCAACAAAAUGAUCAGUUUCAGAAAGUGCUUUCUCUCUGUGGACAUGAGGAUUGGAUUAGAGGAGUGGAAUGGGCAGCCUUUGGUAGAGAUCUUUUCCUAGCAAGCUGUUCACAAGAUUGCCUAAUAAGAAUAUGGAAGCUGUAUAUAAAGUCAACAUCUUCAGAAACUCAGGAUGCCGAUAACAUAAGACUGAAAGAAAAUACUUUUACCAUAGAAAAUGAAAGUGUUAAAAUAGCAUUUGCUAUUACUCUGGAGACAGUGCUGGCUGGUCAUGAAAACUGGGUAAAUGCAGUUCACUGGCAACCUGUGUUUUACAAAGAUGGUGUUCUACAGCAGCCAAUGAGAUUAUUGUCUGCUUCCAUGGAUAAAAGCAUGAUUCUCUGGGCUCCAGAUGAAGACUCAGGAGUUUGGCUAGAACAGGUUCGAGUAGGUGAAGUAGGUGGGAAUACUUUGGGAUUUUAUGAUUGCCAGUUCAAUGAAGAUGGCUCCAUGAUCAUUGCUCAUGCUUUCCACGGAGCGUUGCACCUUUGGAAACAGAAUACAGUUAACCCAAGAGAGUGGACUCCAGAGAUUGUCAUUUCCGGACACUUUGAUGGUGUCCAAGACCUAGUCUGGGAUCCAGAAGGGGAAUUUAUUAUCACUGUUGGUACUGAUCAGACAACUAGACUUUUUGCUCCAUGGAAGAGAAAAGACCAAUCACAGGUGACUUGGCAUGAAAUUGCAAGGCCUCAGAUACAUGGGUAUGACCUGAAAUGUUUGGCAAUGAUUAAUCGGUUUCAGUUUGUAUCUGGAGCAGAUGAAAAAGUUCUUCGAGUUUUUUCUGCACCUCGGAAUUUUGUGGAAAAUUUUUGUGCCAUUACAGGAAAAUCACUGAAUCAUGUGCUUUGUAACCAAGAUAGUGAUCUUCCAGAAGGAGCCACUGUCCCUGCGUUGGGAUUAUCAAAUAAAGCUAUCUUUCAGGGAGAUAUAGCUUCUCAGCCUUCUGAUGAAGAGGAGCUGUUAACUAGUACUGGUUUUGAGUAUCAGCAGGUGGCCUUUCAGCCCUCCAUACUUACUGAGCCUCCCACUGAGGAUCAUCUUCUGCAGAAUACUUUGUGGCCUGAAGUUCAAAAACUAUAUGGGCAUGGUUAUGAAAUAUUUUGUGUUACUUGUAACAGUUCAAAGACUCUGCUUGCCUCAGCUUGUAAGGCAGCUAAGAAAGAGCAUGCAGCUAUCAUUCUUUGGAACACUACAUCUUGGAAACAGGUGCAGAAUUUAGUUUUCCACAGUUUGACAGUUACGCAGAUGGCCUUCUCACCCAACGACAAGUUCUUACUGGCUGUUUCCAGAGAUCGAACCUGGUCAUUGUGGAAAAAGCAGGAUACAGUCUCACCUGAAUUCGAGCCAGUUUUUAGUCUUUUUGCCUUCACCAACAAAAUUACUUCUGUGCACAGUAGAAUUAUUUGGUCUUGUGAUUGGAGUCCUGAUAGCAAGUAUUUCUUCACUGGGAGUCGAGACAAAAAGGUGGUUGUCUGGGGUGAGUGCGACUCCACUGAUGACUGUAUUGAGCAUAACAUUGGCCCCUGCUCCUCAGUCCUGGAUGUGGGUGGGGCUGUGACAGCUGUCAGCGUCUGCCCAGCGCUCCACCCAGCGCUCCACCCUUCUCAACGAUAUGUGGUUGCAGUAGGAUUGGAGUGUGGAAAGAUUUGCUUAUACACCUGGAAGAAGACUGAUCAAGUUCCAGAAAUAAAUGACUGGGCCCACUGUGUAGAAACAAGUCAAAGCCAAAGUCAUACACUUGCUAUCAGAAAAUUAUGCUGGAAGAACUGCAGUGGAAAAACUGAACACAAGGAAGCAGAAGAUGCUGAGUGGUUGCAUUUUGCAAGCUGUGGUGAAGAUCACACUGUGAAGAUACACAGAGUCAAUAAAUGUGCACUGUAAUGGACUUAAUAACUACAUGCUUGCAGUCACUGGUAUCUUAAAAUAAUAUCACGUAAAUAGAUCAUCUUUGCCUUCAUAA